UCUUAUUUCGAAUUUCGAUGAUAGAUGCUGAGCGCCAAGAGAAACCUCCGCUUGAUGAAGACAGCCGUUUUGUCUCGUCCCACGCACGCAAUGCGACCCGCGCGAUUUAUUGCCGGUGUGACUAUGUUAAUCUACGCAGGGAAAGUAGCUUGCGACGGAACGCGUGCGACCGUCCAAAUGAGUCACGGAUGGUGUCAUCUCGAGGAAUCUUAAUCCGCGAGCGACAUCGCGGUCGAGCCCGUGUGCGACAAUUAACAUAGCGCAAUGGCGCUGCGAUGUGUCUACUGUUAUGACAUUAUGCAAAGGAAUACGCGCGCGUGCGAUAUCUACGCAUGCCGUCUCGCGAUGCGCGAACGAAGGUGCGAACGGAGUGUCGGGCCUUGAAACCUUCGGCACCUACGGCCGCAAUUCCCAAUAACAUAGCCGAGGAAAGGCGAACCUUGGUCCCGUUCAUAACACACUGAUACGGGCCGCCGCGGCGAUGCACUUUUACCAGAGCCGCGUACGUGUUAUACUUCGAUGCACCACCGUGCACACACCAUUGAUACCCCGCGAUUGCUGCGAUCCUGGUUGGGACCCCACUCUCCGGGAUAGACCGGACGGACUACGAGUUUUACUUUCGUUCGUUCGAGCAUCGCACUCAGUUCAGGUUUACCGCUGCGCGUUCUCGCGCACACCGCUCUCACGCGGCUCUUGCGAAAUUCCACGAGGCAGAUGAAUGCCACCGCGUAUUAAGUACAGGAGUGAUCCUUACGUUGCGAGGACAUCGCGUGCAUUAUCUCGAGAAAGAUGUUGGUCCUCGCCAGAAACAUCGCCGCCGGUAACACGCUCGUCUUCGUAUCACGAUUCCUCGCUCUAACGACACUCGUCGGCGCCACGACCUUGCCGCCCAGGAUGCUGCAGGACCUCGGCAAGCGCACCAACGUCUCCAUGGAGCGGUACAGCCAGGCGGAACGGGCGAUCCUGAACUCCCGGACGCACCUCAGCCGUGGCUCACCGUCUUGGUUCCUCGGUGCCUCGCACGAGAUGACCGAGGGCGCCCAAAAUCUCUCGAGAAGGGCCCUGAGGAUCGAAACGAUGGCGGUGAUGCUCGUGGAGGCGCUCAACAUGUCGUCGAAGCAGGCGUCCUCGGUGCUGCCGACGGUAGCCGCCGUCCUGUGUCCCGACUCACCCAGCUUCCUGCGGCUGAUGUCCGACUGCAAGAAGGCGAAUAUCCGUUUCAGGACGCACACCGGUCGGUGCAACAACGCGUUGCAUCCGACCUGGGGCGCGGCCUUGGAGCCUUACGUGAGACUCUUGCCGCCAGAAUACGAAGACGGCGUGUCCUUGCCCCGUACGAAGCUGCCGAGCGCGAGAGAAGUCUCCUCGAAGGUACAUUCCGGCGGGUUGGACCUUAAACAUCCUUACUUGAUGGCGCUCACCGCGCUUUUCAGUCAGUUCCUCGCUCACGACUUGGCGCACACGCCCAGAAUGGAAUUACCGGACGGCACCAGGCUCAAGUGCUGCGACGUCGACUAUGAGAAUUUCCACCCCGAGUGCUUUCCGAUCCGGGCGGAGAACCCAAUCGGGUGCAUGGAGUACGCGCGGUCGGCGCCGCAUCCAGGAAAUUCGUUACAGGGUUGCAAGUUGGGUUCGCGGCAGCAGAUCAACCAGGCGUCCUCCUAUUUCGACCUGUCGCCGCUCUACGGCAGCUCCGAGGAGACGGCUCGCGCUUUGCGUUCGGGCAGGGGUGGUUUGCUGAACACGCAGCGGAAGAACCUACCGAUGGCCUCGCCGAGGUACGAGAGCUGCAGAAGCGCGAGCAAGGCGUUCCCGUGCUUCCUCAGCGGCGACACCAGGGUGAACGAGAACCCGGGCCUCACGCUGAUGCACGUGUUGUUCUUACGGGAGCAUAAUCGAGUGGCCGGGGAAUUGGAACGACUGAAUCCUCACUGGGACGACGAAAGACUCUAUCAGGAAGCGAGACGAAUCGUUAUCGCCGAGUUGCAGCACAUAACUUAUAAUGAGUUUCUGCCAGUCAUCUUCGGGGAGAACGCUCUCGACAAGUUCAACCUGCGACUGACACAGCGGGGCUACUUCCGCGGCUACGACAGUCGCGUGGACGCGACUCUCGCGAAUUCGGCGGCGUCGGCCGGGCUCUUCUUCGUCGCGGCGUUGACCCCGAAAACCCUCGACCUCGUCGACUCGCGAUCGGCGCUCAAGUCUGGCGAAAGGUCCUUACUGUCGGCCUUCUACGCGCCGCAGGAGUUCUACGAGGCUGGCGCGAUCGACCGGCUGAUCGUCGGAGCUACAGCGGGACAUUCUAGGAAGCCUCUGCCUCCGGGCUUGAACGAAAUACUUCUGGAACGAUACUUCCACGACGGGAAGACCAACGACGUAGCCGUGGACUACGCCGCGCAAAUUAUACAACAAGGAAGGGAUCACGGCCUGCCACCUUAUGUCAAAUGGCGAGGCUUCUGCGAUCUGCCGGAUCUCACUGACUUUCAGGACCUCAAAGGCACGGUGACCAAAGAUACUGUCGAGAAACUUCGAGCAGUCUACAAGCACGUAGAGGAUAUAGAUCUGGUGACUGGAGCACUUUCGGAAGCGCCGGUACCUGACUCCGUUCUUGGACCAACGUUUCUUUGCUUGUUAGGCCGAACGUUUCGCAAUAUCCGUUUAGGCGAUAGGUAUUGGUACGAAAAUGGGAAUACCCCCGGUUCAUUCACGAUAAAACAGUUGGAAGAGAUACGAAAGAGUACGAUGGCGCAAAUUUUGUGUCGCAACGGUGACAGACUACAGUGGAUGCAGCCGCGAGCUUUUAUCCUGAAAGAUCCUUUUCUGAAUGAUAUGACGAAUUGCACGACCUAUAUAGCAGGAGCCCUGAAUUUCACAGCUUGGAAGGAAAGGGCGGGAGACGCGGUUUAAUCAAAACCUCACGUUCAUCAUCAUAUUUUAAUAUUGCUCAUGUUAAAUAAUGUUGUUCCUGAUCACAUUAGGGAUCACAUGUUCGAUAGAAAUUGGCGAGAUACUAUUACUCUCGUACCAAAUCGCGUGAAUAAAAAAAGAUAUUACAAAUGCUAUCGCCUGAGUCAAAUUAACACAGUUAAUACAACUUAUCUGUAAAGAUCCGUUGGAAAAAUUUGCAAUUGUAAUCUCACUUGAGACAUGAUCCAAGUUGGAUGAAGAAAGUGUCAAUAACAAAUCAAAAAUUUAAGAAUAAGAUAUUUCUCAUAAUCAAAUCAUCGUUGAAUAAGAUUCUUCCCUUUUAAUUGAGAUUAUAAUGUACGUCGCGAUAGUUUUAAUACCUCAUGUAACGAAGGAAGAACUGUUCAUAAUGAUCUCCAUCUCAUUUCCAAUACGCACAUUUGUUAAUACACGUUUUGUUGUACUACUCGUUGUAAUUUUAUUACAAGCUACCAUCGUUAUUGUAGUGUUUUGAGUUAUUUAAUCUUUAAGACUCCUCAAAUGCGUCCGCAUCAUGGACAUUCGAUAUAAUAUGUUUCUAAAGAGUAUGGCAUAGCUUAAAUUUUGAAAAUUUUCAACGAAACAAUAUGUAUGAGCGCGUGCGUGCACGAGAUAUUUUAAGGAUGAAUAAUACACGAUGGAGCGACACACGAGUGCCGAUGGAGUAACACACCGAAUAAUAAUACGCAUACAAAUAGCUCGAUCGUCCAAAUCGAGCAUUUUCGGUAGCAUACGUCGUUUUAUCUUUUUUCUUUUUCUUCUAGGAUUAGUUGCAGGACUUUAACUUAUUUUAACUUGUGUGUAUUGUGCCCAAAUAAAAGUGCAUUUAUAUGACAGA
Molecule: messenger RNA, 3784 nt
Organism: Odontomachus brunneus
Lineage: Eukaryota; Metazoa; Arthropoda; Insecta; Hymenoptera; Formicidae
Product: peroxidasin-like
Exons: 8
Coding region: 790-2907 (705 amino acids)
Biological process (GO): response to oxidative stress
Molecular function (GO): peroxidase activity; heme binding
Source: RefSeq, a predicted model, not a curated record